Molecule: messenger RNA, 1596 nt
Organism: Coniosporium apollinis CBS 100218
Lineage: Eukaryota; Fungi; Ascomycota; Dothideomycetes
Exons: 1
Coding region: 1-1596 (531 amino acids)
Source: RefSeq, a predicted model, not a curated record
AUGCUCACAAAGAUCCAUCUCCUAGACUAUAUUCUUAAGCUACAUCAACAUCUCGCAGCAGGCCAACGGAAGAGCGGCCGGCAUGCGAAGAGUCGCCACCUCGACAGCUCCGCCUUCUGGAGGGAUCAGCAUGCUCAGCUGGAGGUUGCAUUCGCAGACUCCCAAGCUAAGACUGCUGGACUCGAGCGAAAGAUUGAUCUGCUUGAGAGGCAGCUGAAGCUGAAUACAUAUUCUACCAACGAAGUGGGUGCCGCAUCAGGUGGCAAGCGCAAGAGAGCGACGGCCGACAACGGCACUUCUAGCAAAUCUAGCAAGAGACCAAAGCCUGGGAAGGAUCUUAUCGAGGGUGAAGCUGAACGACUGCCACCGGACACUUUCGCAGAAGACUUCGACACAGUCAACCUCGCUGGCAAAGGUCUGUAUCUCACUCUUGCGAUCGCCGGCGCUGACAGUGUGCUAGCUGGUGCUAUCACGGUCCAGCAUCUCUAUCGACUACACAAGCUCUUUCAGCAGAGCUCCCAAGAGUAUGACGGCCUGGCCUAUCACCUCUGUCAGGCCGCCUCGAGCUUGGCUACGGUCAUUUCAGCCGUGUGCAAGCAGAAUUCAGCUGUAGGCGGUUCAAGUACCGCUAUAGUUGGCCAGCUUUCAGUCCCAGUUGCUGCCGCGUUACAGUCUAAGCAGGCUGCUGACUUGGCUGCUAUCUUCCGUGCCUCUGCUCGCGCGUUCAGCUCUCUGUUGCACGGACUGACUAAGAUCACCAAUGGAGAUGCUGACCGGAUGAGGUCUGGCCCCAUCGUUUACGCCUUCACUAAAGCCUUCACUGUCAUGCUCGACUGCAUCACCGAAGCCUCUCUCGCCCGCGCCGAGAAGGAACUCGCGGCCGCAGAGGCAGAGACGUCCUCAACCGGAGUGCAAAAGUCCAAAACCAAAAGCAAAAUACUCAAGACAGCAAAAGAGGAAAGCGUCCCUCGCGCCGUUUCCACGUUUCUCGCAGCUCUUAUUUCAUACCUUGACGCCUCCGAUGCCGCUCACCGCGAGCUCUUCGAAGGCUUCAUGUUCGUCCUCCUCGAGCGAACCGCUAAGCGACUUUACGUCUACACCUUCAACCGCGAGCGUAGCGCCACCAUUGAGCAUGACAUCUCUCCGCCAAUGACUCUUGGCUCUGCCGGCGCAGGGGCGAAGAAAGAGCUCGAAAAGAAGACUAUGAACAUUGAAGCGCCGAAUCUGCUCGCCGUCUUGGAACGAGCAAUGGCUGUAGCGCCCGCACACAUGGCCGCUCAGCCCGUGGUGGCCGCUUCACAGGCCUCGAGGAGAGCAACAGGGGCUACCAAGCAAGCUACAGGGAGAACGGGUGGCUCGACUGGAAAGACUGGGUUAAGUCUCAAUGCAAAAGACAAGCUGCAGCGUACGCUCGUGAAUGCGAUGUUCGGCUGCGAUGAGGACAGCGACUUCAUGGACUGUCUGAGGAUGCCUGCUCGUUUCCCACCGAUAUCUGCGCCACCGAAGUUCGACGAGCAGCAGACGGGCGAUUGGUUCAAGGAGGAGCUGUGGCGAUUGCUUGGGUGGGAGAUUCUGGGGAGGGAGACGGACUGGUAG